This is a messenger RNA of Chaetura pelagica (chimney swift), 516 nucleotides long. Its product is annotated as lipase member N-like. Lineage: Eukaryota; Metazoa; Chordata; Aves; Apodiformes; Apodidae. The annotation marks the transcript as partial. The transcript has 4 exons. The record is from RefSeq and is a predicted model, not a curated record.
UUGCUUCUUGGCUGCAAAGGUGUUCUUCAACAGAAUGAACGGCUGAAAGGACCUCUAACACAGUUCUGCAGAUCUUUGGGGAAAGUCUGUGGCAGUGUCAUACUCCACAUAGCUGGGGGCAGAUUACAAAAUCUGAACACGAGUCGAACAGAUAUAAUUGUCGGACAUUAUCCUGCUGGAACUUCAGUACAGAACGUUCUUCAUUGGCAUCAGAUUUCAUACGCAGGCCAAUUUCAAGCUUAUGACUAUGGCUCUAAGGAAAACAUUAGGAAAUACAACCAGUCCACUCCUCCUGUGUACCAGAUAGAGAAGAUAAACAUUCCAACUGCUGUCUGGAGCGGGGGACGGGACAAAUUUGGAGAUCCAAAAGACAUGGCCAAGCUACUUCCUCAGAUUACUAAUCUCAUUUACCAUGACCAUUUUCCUGCUUGGGGACACCUUGACUUCAUCUGGGGCCUUGAUGCAACUGAGAAAAUGUAUGAGAAAAUCAUUGAAAUAAUGACAAAAUAUUUUUGA